Molecule: messenger RNA, 11599 nt
Organism: Osmia bicornis bicornis
Lineage: Eukaryota; Metazoa; Arthropoda; Insecta; Hymenoptera; Megachilidae
Gene: Plc21C
Product: 1-phosphatidylinositol 4,5-bisphosphate phosphodiesterase classes I and II
Exons: 18
Coding region: 871-4677 (1268 amino acids)
Biological process (GO): phosphatidylinositol-mediated signaling; lipid catabolic process
Molecular function (GO): phosphatidylinositol-4,5-bisphosphate phospholipase C activity; calcium ion binding
Source: RefSeq, a predicted model, not a curated record
AUUAAAUUGAUUCGAGCUUAUUGGCCGCAGGAUAAGAUUGGAUCGAUUUAAUGAACUCGUUGCAGUUGAUUAGUUUUUUUUCUGCGUGGAGGGCAUAUAUCUAUUUUUAGGUAAGACCAAAAUUAGACAGUAUCAAGUUUUGCUGAAAUCAUCAAAUUACAUUUGAGCGUGUGCUAAUAAUGUGUCUUAUGUAGCGUUACAAAAGUAAAAGAAUGAAUUAUCAAGGUAGUUCAUCAAUUGAAAGAAUAAGAACCUAUUUAUAGAUAAUGAUGCGAUUAGAAUAACGCUGAAAGAGCUUUAAGUGGUAGCUUUAUUGAAUAUCACGGUUCGCGUUAAAAUCAAUUUGAGCGCGAUAGGCGCACGUGUAGUGCGUUCUAGCAUAAUCUGGUGGCUGUGAAAGAGUUUGAGCGCCUCCUGGCGACGAGGGUAACUGGCGACUGUUGACGGGUGACGGGUGGCGGUGUUCGGAUCUGCUCGGAUCAUCGUCGGUACGGCGCGCGGAAGGAUGCUUUUCUGGACCAAGUGAAUGCGCGAGUGCCCAGAAGUACGAAAACUUUCGCGGUGCAUAUUAAUUGAAAAGCUCCUUUUAUCGUGGAACAUACGUGUUAAGCUGUCUUCUCCUUUCCGUACACUUCGAGAUACUUGUCAGUGGUCCACAAUUUCGCGAUUUGUUUUUUAUCUUUGAAACGUUCAGUUAACUGAAACUGACAUCGUCGAUGUUAACUGAAAACUCUACGAAUCUCUUAUCGAUACUCGCAAGACGGUACCCGUCAGAAUUUUGCGACGACGGCGACGACGACGACGUCGUCGUCGAGUUACAGUCGCAUCUUCUAUCACGGAUGAUUAAGCAACGGCACUUGUCAAGGCAGUAUGGCAGGUAACAAGACAACAGGUAGUCCUUUGCAAUUUAGGCCUGUUGAGGUCUCUAAACAGCUGCAAAAUGGAGAAAAAUUUCUUAAAUGGGACGAGGACUCUGGUAUAGCAACUCCUGUGACAUUAAGGGUAGACAAGUUUGGAUUUUAUUUGCAUUGGGUGGAUCAACAUAAUGAGAUGGAAAUGUUGGAUAUUGCUAUAAUAAGAGAUACCCGCACUGGAAAAUAUGCUAAAGUACCAAAGGAUCCUAAACUGAAAUCUAUUGUGACAGUGGGCUUUCAAGAUUCAUUGGAGGAAAAGACAGUGACGAUUUGUUAUGGAUCUGAUUUUGUCAAUAUGAAUUUUAUUAACUUUUGUACAACGAGUGCAGAAAUUGCACAACAUUGGACAGAGCAAAUUUUUCAGCUUGCAUAUAAUUUAACUCUACUCAAUACUAGUACAACUAUGUUUCUGCAGAAAGCAUAUACCAAGCUUACACUUACAGCUGAUAAAUCAGGAAAAUUUCCUGUGAAGAACGUAAUAAAAAUGUUUGCGCAAAAUAAAGAAGAUCGUAAGCGUGUCGAGAAAGCACUCGAUAUUUCAGGUGUUCCAUGCGGAAAAAAUGACAUGAUAUCGGUACCAAAAUUUCAAUUUGAAGAUUUCUUCAACUUUUAUAAGUCUCUUACUCAGCGAGCGGAUGUUGAAAAAGUUUUUGAAACCAUUGUAGGCAAUAAUAAACGUAAAUUAAUGUCCGUUACUCAAUUUGUUGAAUUUUUGAACAAAACACAAAGAGAUCCGCGUCUAAAUGAAAUAUUGUAUCCAUAUGCAAAUGAAGCUAGAGCAAAAGACAUUAUAAGUCAAUAUGAACCAAAUAAAUGUAAUGCCAGUCGGGGUCAGUUAAGUUUCGAUGGAUUUUUAAGGUAUUUGAUGAGCGAGGAUAAUCCAAUCGUUGCUUUGUCGAAACUUGAAUUGUCGGAUGAUAUGGAGCAACCGCUUGCGCAUUACUUCAUAAAUUCUAGUCACAAUACAUACUUAACAGGACAUCAACUUACCGGAAAAAGUUCUGUAGAAAUAUAUCGUCAGUGCUUACUUGCUGGUUGUCGAUGCGUGGAAUUGGACUUUUGGAAUGGAAAAUUUGAUGAACCUGUCAUUGUCCAUGGAUAUACAUUUGUACCUGAAAUUUAUGCACGGGAUGUAAUUGAAGCAAUUGCUGAAAGUGCUUUCAAAACAUCAGAAUAUCCUGUUAUUCUUAGUUUUGAAAAUCAUUGUAACCCAAGGCAGCAAGCUAAGAUAGCUCAGUAUUGUAGAGAAUUGUUUGGAGAAAUGUUGCUUGAUGCCCCUCUUGAAUCUCAUAAGCUGGAACCUGGCCAAGAAUUACCACCUCCGUCUUUGUUGAAACGUAAAAUUAUAAUAAAGAAUAAGAAGAAACAUCAUCAUCACCAUAAAAAACAUAAGAAAAAGCAACAAACACCAGUAUCAGAGGUUGAAGAAGGAGCCCAAGAAAACGAAGAUAAUGGAGUAGUAAACGAAAGUGUUGAUGGAGAGAAUGGUCCACCGCCGGACGUUGUUCCUCAAGCCGAAGGUGGUGAUAACAAUGAUCAGCAGAUUGGAAACGGAGAUAUUUCGCAUCCUCCAAUGUUGCAACAAAGACAAGGCAGCAAAGAUAGUGCUCAAGACGACGAUGAUGAAGAAGAAGAAUCAAGUACGGAAGAAGAUGAAUCAAACGUGGAGGAUAUUAAAUUAAGGAUGGAUGACAAAGUGCCUGCACCUGAUAAAGUAGCGUCUAGCGCUAAAGAAACGGAAGCUGGGGCAGAAAUUUCAGCCUUAGUUAAUUACGUACAACCUGUUCAUUUCAAUAGUUUCGAAUCAGCUGAAAAAAAAAACCGUAUGUACGAAAUGUCGUCAUUCGACGAAAAACAAGCUACAACUCUUUUGAAGGAACGACCACUUGAAUUUGUAAAUUACAAUAAGCAUCAGCUAUCAAGAGUAUAUCCAGCAGGCACGCGUUUUGAUUCUAGUAAUUUUAUGCCUCAAGUAUUUUGGAAUGCUGGUUGUCAAUUAGUUGCAUUAAAUUAUCAAACACUUGACCUUGCAAUGCAGUUAAAUCUGGGUAUCUUUGAAUACAAUCAGCGUUGCGGUUAUCUCAUGAAACCGGAAUUCAUGAGGCGAAAGGAUCGUCGAUUAGAUCCUUUCGCAGAAUCAACUGUGGAUGGUAUCAUAGCAGGAACAGUUCACAUACAUGUAAUAUCGGCUCAGUUGUUAACAGACAAAAGAGUGGGUACUUACGUUGAAGUUGAUAUGUAUGGUUUACCAGCAGACACAGUAAGAAAGAAAUUCCGUACGAAAAUUGUUCCAAACAAUGGAAUUAAUCCUGUAUACGAUGAAGAACCUUUUGUAUUCAAAAAAGUUGUGUUACCUGAAUUAGCUUCGAUCAGAAUUGCUGCAUACGAAGAGUCAGGUCGUCUAAUAGGUCACAGGGUAUUGCCAGUAGUUGGACUAUGUCCUGGAUAUCGACACGUUGCUCUUAGAACCGAGUGUGGUCAACCAUUACCUUUAGCAAGUUUAUUCCUACAAGUUACCGUGAAAGAUUACGUUCCAGAUGGGCUUAGCGAGCUAGCCGAGGCUCUGGCGAAUCCGAUUAAAUACCAGAGUGAAGUAGAGAAGAGAGAAAAGCAAUUGUCAGUUCUUACAGAUUGUGUGGAUGAUCCGUCAGAUGAAGUUGAUGAUAAGCCGAAAGUUGGUGAAGGAGCAAGUUCUUCUAAGCCAACUGAGGAAACUGUCAAAACGAAAAGAUUACAAUCUGUGGGUGAACUGCCGACACCUAUUUCAACAUCUAGCAAUGUGCACGGUAGGCCAUCUGUUGCAACUACAAAUACGUCCGAAACGCAAGAUGCCGAUGUUGGAACUCCAGCUCCACCGGUUCAAGUUGUUGAAGCUUCUGGCAAUAAAAGUCCGAUCAAUGCCAGUAGCAUGCUCGACGAAGUAGUAGCUGAAUCGUUAGAGAAAUUAAUGGAAAAUAAGCUUGUCAGAGAGAAGAAAAUGGAAUUGGAAAAGAAACUGGAAUCUUUACGAAAGAAACACGAGAAAGAAAAAUUAAGAGUACAAUCGCAAAAAAGUUCUCUGGACGGUGAAAAGCACAAAUCGAAGUUUUAUAUGAGCCACAAAUUAGUGAAGCGGUUGUCAAGCAGAAACAUCUUUUCUAGCGAGGUAGGAUUGAGCACGUUAGCUCUGGCCGAGACGUCAGAGUGUACGGAUUUAGAAAAUCGUGAAGGUAAUGGCGGAGCUCCAAAGGGAUUACCCAGAAGUCAGAGUGAACGUUUCUUAGCUGUGUGCAAAGCUCACGUUCAACAGGAACGCGAACUUCAGGAAAAGUAUUACGAAAGCCUAUUCACAACCGUGGAGAAAGUAAUGAAAACCUCUCAAUCUAACCAGUUGAAAACAUUAAGAGUACUAUUGGAACGAGAAACUGCCGAUGUUAUGAGGAAACUUCAAACUACCAGGCACGGAGAGGUAAAACAGUUGGCAAAAGUACAUAAAGACAAAGCGGAACUGGAUCGUAUGAAACGAGAAGUGGCUAAGUCGACUGUUGAAAAGGGUGUGAACGAGUGUACUCGAUUGACGAAAAUUUAUGAGAAAAGAAGGGCAGAACUGGAACGGCAGCACGAAGAAGUUCGCCAAAGACUCGAAGAAGAAAGGGCUAAAGUAAAAGCUACCCUAAUGGCGGAGUACAGUAGUCGUUGUAGUAAAUUCGAAAGCGGAGAGCUGCCUUUAUCUCCAUCCGGCGGAACCAGUAUGCCGGAAUCACUUAGCGGGAAUAUGUAUUGACUGAAACGAUAGAUGGUAUCUUGGUUUUAACCUGACACGGUUUGGAAAAUUUCCAAACCUAUGGUAAUUUUGCCGAAAGUGUAAUCCGGUUCAGGAAGACAACAACGGAUUUUACUUCUCCGAAGGAUAAACAAAAUCAUGGCGUAUACUGUAUCGAGAACGGUAGGGAAUUCGUGAAAUCUACGCAGUUACCUGUGUUUUGCUAAAAUAAUUUUAUCCACUUCUGAGAAAGUCUUUUUUGCAACGUGUACAGCAUUUAGGAGGGAGUGUACGAUUUCGACGAACAGAACACUGUGAAAUUUCAAGCAAAUUGUUCUGGAAUGGUUCGUUUACGAAGUCUUGCGUACAAAGAAUUUCUUUCUUUCUUUUUUUUUUUUUUUUGACGUUUGAGAUUUUAUCAUGUAUAGGCUCGUUCGAAAGGUUCGAUAUCGAUCAGCCCGUUAAAAGACGAUUUUUCAUUUUGUUCGAAAGAUCUUUGAUUUCAUUUUGUUUUUUGAAAGAUCAGCAACGAGCGUCGAUUGAUCUUCCAAUCGAUGCCACUUUGAUCUCAACGCGAAUAAGUAUCAUUGACCGUUGUGUUCGACAAGAUAAAGAAGCGAAUUCUAUGUUUUCUUCUUCGAUUGGAUAUUUUACUUACGCACAGUAUUAAACGCACUGUUUCUCAUUAUACUCGAGACCAUCGCCGCCCAGCGUCGGGAUUAUAUUCCGUUUUUCAAGUCGACGAUAUUUCCAGAGAAUGGCGCCAGAGCAAAAGAACGAGAUCACGUGAGAAGAGGUACAUGAUUCUAAAUAAGGAAUAACGUUUCUAAGUGCUACUAUUUAAUCUUGUUAUUAUAUGUAUAAGGCGUUAUUUAAUUAGAAGAGAGACCGAUGCUAAGUCGCGUUCCAAAAGUGUAAAAUCGUAGGAUCGCCAACACGAUCGGCGACAAUGAAGCGAAAAGAAGAAAAGGACGUACACCAACGAGGAUGGAAUCUCUUUGGCCUAGAGGUGUAAGGGACGCGGCGAGGUUUUAAGAUUCGGAUGGGCGUAUGCGUGAUUUGAUAUAUUUUUGACUGAAAGUACUCCGUAUAAAGACAAUUUUUCGAGUAGCCCGUAUUGCGUACGCUAAAAAAAUGAAAGCGAACCAAAAAAAUGAAGAAGAGAAGCAAAGAAGAAAAGAGACGAGUUAAUAUUAGAAAAAAAAAAAGAAAAAGGUAACGUUUCCAACGUUUUUGUAUCGCGCGAUUUCGCACUGCGGCUGUUUCACAGUCAAAGGCGAAAUUAAAAGAAAGAAAAAGGAAAACGUUUUGGGGCGAGCCUCUUCUAGGAAGACAAUCAAAAAUGUUACGCUGUAACAUUGUCCUUGUUGUUUCUAAUCGUACGAUAUUUUAAGUAAUUCGAUAUUACACAUACAUAUUAUAUAUAUAUACACGUAUACAUAUAAUUCUGAAUAGCUAUUACAAAGAAUUUAGGAUUAAAAGAUAACUGCGCGUUCACGCAUUGUAAAUUUCUCUCGUGUGAUCCAUCCCAUUAUAAUUAUCUCGUAUAUAAGAUCGCGAGCUUUUGCAAAAAGAAAAUGAAGAAAAAGAAAAUAAGAAACGAUCACUAUUAACACACGAUAUGUAACAUAUGUGUAUAUAUGUAUACGUGCACGCACACGAACAUACGUACAUUGACGUUUAUGCGUUUCACCAGACGCGCAAUUAGAGCGUGCUCGUUAUCGAUGCGAAAGAGAAAAGGGACACCUUUGCUAUUAUACAUACAUACGUGUGACACUUGCGUACUGGCUUAUGUUGCGUCGAGUGGUCAUCAACGGAUCAAUUCGAAAUUGUUUUCUUAACUAUGCGACUGGGAUGAGGGUAGUAGUAAUGGAAAUAGCGAUGGCAGUGGGCUGGCGGUGGCAAAAUGGAUAAGCUCCCUAUUUCCCAUGAAUUUCUCCCUUAUUGUGUGAUUGAAGAUCCCGAUUCGAUAAGAGGAAUCAUGGAAAUAGGGAUGAUUGUGGAAUAGAAGCGUGGUAAUUGAUAAAAUAGUCAACUACGAACGCAAAGAAUCUCAGGAUGGAUUUCUGAGCACCGAGUCCUUAUUUUCUAUAGAUUUUUCCAUUAUAUUAUGGCGUUUACGAGUGUCGCGAGUAUUCCGCCUGGGCUGGUCCACGGGUUCGAGCAUACGACGAGCUGGGCGCGGUAGUAAUUUCCUGGCAUUUAGGCUCGUUCCGUUUCAAACCGUUUUCGUCGUGUAAAACGCUAAACGAUCGCGGGUUCAGGCUGAAACGUUCGCCUUGUUGCGCAGUUAUACCUUAUCUUACGCUCGUUUCUGGAAUUUUUCUUUUCUCUUCUCGGGGAAGUUACGUUGCUGUAGAAAUUCUCUACGAGACCUAGUUACGAUGUUGUUUUACGAGUCAUCAGUGCAACAGGCGAUAUCGGUUGUAGUUUAUUCCGUCUCGCAGACACAGAAUUCUUUUCUUAAUAGCUACGCAAACGGUUUCUUAACGCUUCUGUAGCAACCCGUUUCUCUAUUUCCACCUAACAAUUUUUUAUGUGUUUCGUGACAAGUAUUUCAAAACCGUUCCGGAUUUAACCGACCGGUUAAAUCUUUUUCAACGUAUAGAGAUUAAUUGUAAUAUUAUUUUUAUGAUAGAUGAAAUAUUUGACAUCAACAGAAGAAAAAAAAAAAAAAAAGAUAUGUUGAACGUCUUAUUGGUAUUAUUGUUUAUAUAAUAACAGUAUUUAAUUUCGCACAAAAUAACGUCGUACGUCGAUAAACCCUGCGAUUUACGUAGAGGGAACGCGAUAACGAUUUGAAAGAUCGAGUGAUCCUAUUGAAGCUGUGAGUUGUUGUCAAUAAUUGUUUAAUUUUAAGCGCAAGGAACACUGCAUUUUAAGUUGAAAGAAGGGUAUCCUAUCGUUAAAUGAGAAGGACGUAUUAUAGCAGUGGCGAAUUUAGGCUGUAUAUAUCAAAUUUCUUAACAUUUUCAGUUACGAACGUUAGAUUAUCUUUUAUAAGACACCAAAGGCAAAAUUCGCCACUGUGUAUUAGUGUAUUAGCUCAACCCAGCUACCCAAAGUUGGGUCUGAGGGGUUAGCGCAAGGAUUAAAAGAAAAAAAAAUAUAUAUAUUCCGCCAAGGUGUAGUUUUAAGCGUCCAUCCGGAUGAAACGAUCGUACACGAUGAGUUACCAAUAUUCCUUAUUUUUAUUCGCGCCGAUCGCGAUCAGAUUUUCGCUGCGAAGCUUACCAUCUUCCGUUCUGCUGAAAGGGAAAAGGAAUGAUGUCGCAAGUCGCGGUGGACUCGAUUGAUGAGAACAUUUUAACCAAGAGGGAAAAAGCACAGUGAUAAUCUAUUAAAAGAUGAGAUAAGUGUAAGUGUAAGCGCGAGCGGGUAUAUUUAAAUUAAGUAGCGAUAGUCGAUGGAAGGAACUACCUUUAGCGUUGAAACGCGAGGGAAAUCAAUAGUACCAUUUAUGCUAAGUCGUACAAGAUUAUCGGAAGUUUAUAUAUACAGAUACACACACACACACAUACACAAUCUCUUUAUCUAUAUUAUAUAUACAUGUAUAUCGUAACGUUCGUAUACAGAUUAUACGUGUGUCGAUGUUUUCUCUGAUCGUUUAAAACAUCACGACGAUGCAUCGCUCACGUUUGCGACGUCUCCAAUGUUUGCCGCGAGCGUGGAACGUUUAUAAAAUAUGCAACAGGCGAUACGUGGUUGUGAAUUCUUUUUCAAACGCUUGUCGUCGAGACGCGAAACGUUUCGCGAACGAUCGAACUGAGAGGAUUUGUUAAAAAAACAGCGCGAAUCAUUUCGAUCGUUUCAAGCGAACCACCUUUUGAUCUCUCGACGGAUUCCUUCCUUCGUUGCACGAGAAACUUUUGGAAAUUUCUUGUCAGAAUCGUGCCACACGAUGCAUUUCCCUCGGAUAUUUUUUUUUUUUCCGCGCGGGUCACCGCGUAUUCGCUCAGGACGAACACGGUUUCGUCCUCUUCCUAUGUAUAUUCCUGUAAUUGUACAGGACGCGACGAGAUUGAUAUUAACGAGAAACUGGCGAUAGAAAUGACGAGCAAAAUGUAAGUUUCUAAAAUCAAAUUUUAUCAUGCGUCAACUUUUCUGAAGAAAUUCAGUCAACCUAUCGUCGUAUUCUUUUCGAUAUCAGGAAUUUCGUCGCUUCCUGUAUACAAACAGCGUGCGCGAAUUAUGUAUAUUACACACGUACCUAACGUAUAAGUAUAAAGGAAAAAGAAGCUAGAUUACGACGAGGACAGAUAUUAUAUUCAUGUUGAUAUAUUAUGUGUUGUUGCUGUUGAUGUUGUUAACGGUAGAUUAGCGAAAAAGGUGGCAGUACUAGUGUAUAGUCGUUGUUUCGUAGAGCUAAUGCGAGGACUAGUAUUUGCGUUACCUGUACGCGACACGCGGUCGUGUUAAUCGAUUGCCAAAAAAUGGAAAAAAUAAGAAAAAGAAUAAUCGAUUGCGUGCGAGAAGAAACAGUUGUAAGUUGUAGAUGUAAUUUUAUGAAAAACGGCCUAUCGACGAUCGUGACGGUCUGGCGUCGCUCACGUUCCUUUCGAAAUUCAUGAAAAUCUGAUAGCUCUACUCGUGAAAACCGUGAUCGCGGUUAGACUCGCGAAGUACAAUUUCUAUCUCGCGGAAAUCAUUUUCUACCGUGAAUCUCUUUGGCAUCCGUGCGAUAUAAGGAUCUUUUGUAACAACGAUUCUUCGUACCUGACUCGAUUCUUCUGUCGGUCCAACGUUUUACCUCGGUGGGCUUUUUUCUAAAGCAAGGAAACAGGUAAACGAGCACGCGAGAACGGCAGAGGUUUCUUCUCUUCUUCAGAUCGUCAAGUCUGUCAAUUCUUCGAUGCUUCGAAUACUUCUUCGAUGUUUCAAUGUGAUUUUUAUUCUCUAUCGAACUCGUUUCCGUUCCUCUUUUACUCGUGCUCGAUGGUCGUCGUUUUUUCGUCCGAACCGGUGUUCUCUUUUGGUACCAACGAGGUGCCAUUUUUAUUCCCCGAUCGACCGACCGCUUCCGUUUUCUUUCUUCUUUCUACGAGUCUUCGUUUUUGCUCAAUCACUCUAGUUUCUGUUGGAUAUUAGAAAUUUGAAAGCGAUGAAAAUAGAGUCAUUUUUAUUUAGAAACAGACGUCCGUUGAAAAGUUGGUUAGUGGAAGGAACACGAAGCGGUCGUAAACGAAUCGUAUAUUUUCAUUGAUUCUAUCAUUGUGUCGUAGGCCUUUAAGUCUUGCCAAUUGUUCAGGAUUCUCUUGCCUUCCAGUGGAAACAGAUUUUUAAUCGUCCAACGCGAGGACACGAAACAGCGAUCUUAUUGAAAGUUUAUUCUAGUUAAAUUAUUGUUUUCUUUGAUGGGAAGCAGAGGGAUGGGUAUCGAUCGAAUCGCGGGAUAUUUGCAAACGAUUAACGGGGAAGAAAUUAGAACGACGCGCGGUGUGUCGCGGACAGUUUGUUUUUCCCUCGGCUUCGAACACGGUCGAUUCCUUCGUUGGUUACUGUCACGCAACGCACCGAGAAAAUUGAGGGUUUCGUCCUUUCGUCGUCCACGAGCUUACCACGGCUCUCGGUCUCGGCUCCCUUCUCGCUCGUGAACGGUUAUUGUUAAUUGCCCGUACAAAAAACCGUGCGUACCUAUUAACCGUAAUUUACGAGUCGCUUCCACAUUAGAUACCGCCGAGGGUAGGGAUUGCUCGUUGUAACGUUCCUCUCAAGAUUUUUCGCCGAUACAUAUUUUAAGCUACUUUAUACGCGUCUCAACGCCGCUCGCGCCAAUUGAUUUAGCGUGGCAAUUUAAUUUUCCACGGAAAGUUACUUUUUACCUAUUCUUCGCUACAUACAGGGUGAUUUAAAAUAUGGCUGUUUCGACACGAAUAAAUUAAGAAUUUCGUUCUUUUUUUUUUUUUUAUUUUUUAAUCUCGACGACCCUCGAUCUUUGAUUGACUCAAUUUUCCAAUGUAAGAAUCUCGCCAAAGCUCGUUCGAUUGCAGAAUCUCAGUGCAUACGUAGUAUAUAUAUUUUCUCUUUUUCUUUUUGACUACGUGUGAGAAUGUAUGCGUGUGUGCGUGUCACACGGAUCGACGUGUCCUCGCGGUUUUGUCUCUUGUAGGAGACGCGACGCACAUCCUCCACCAAGCUCGUCCUCCGUUUCCGCAAUUUUCAUUGCGAAUUCAGUCCGCACAGAUCUUCCGUAACGAUAAGGAUUUUUUGAGCCGUUUUUUAUACGUGUACACGCCUCGCCUUUUCUUCCUGAUCUGGUGGUGAACCACCAUCGUACACAACUCGUUCCCUCGAUCGGACUGUUUUUCCUUGACAUUUCGGAAUAUUUUUUCGAUUUCGACGCAUUUACAUUGUUUUUCUUCGCUUCGGACAGCUACGUGUUUUAGGUGUAUCGUUAACGAUGUAGAAGCAUCGCGCUACGAGACAAAACGCUUUCGUUCUUGCUUCUGUUCCUUUGCGGGACAAGAGUUCGCGAAACGCGCUAGAAUCUCGAGUUGCUUCCAUUUUAGAGUUUCGGUACCGUUUUCCUCGACGGAUCGAUGCGUUUUCGCGUUCUUUCCACGACAACGAGAAGAAUAUCCUCCGUACUGGUUGAAUUGUUUAAGAAAGGAGAAAAGGAGAUCCUAGUCGUUGGGAUAUUCUUCUUGUUCUCAGUGUCGCGAUUCGGUUUCUCGGACCUCGAAGAAACGUCAGAGUACCGAAACAAUCGAUGUCGAUCGGUUUCCAACCGAUUUUGGGUGUACUUUUUUUAGGCAAAAGCGUUAGAAAAAAUAUUGUUACUCCCUGUUAUGGAUAAGCACCACGAAUUAAAGGAAAAACAAUGAGACCCAGUUAUUAUAUCCGUAUCGACGAUAUAUGAGUUUUAACGAUAUUCUAUAAAUGGCUGUACCGUAUUGUAAAAUCAAAGAUAUAGUGUACAAUAAAGUUUAGUGUUGUAGAAACA